Cylicocyclus nassatus is the source of this 717-nucleotide messenger RNA. The record is from the annotation of a GenBank genome assembly. Lineage: Eukaryota; Metazoa; Nematoda; Chromadorea; Rhabditida; Strongylidae.
CAAAGUCUACUCGCUCCAGAGCUCGCAAAGCAGAGCUGUUGAAAAUUUCAUUCUCUAUCUGCCCUAGUAUCGCAAACGGCGAAGAACAUGCAGCCGAAUUUGCGUAAAAGAUCAUCCGUCUAUCAAGAAGUCGAUCAUUCUUUCACGGUUAUGCUGCUUGGAGAUAGCUGUACUGGAAAAACUUGUUUGUUGGUUCGAUAUAAAGAUGGUGCAUUUCUCAAUAACAAUUUCAUUUCUACGGUCGGCAUUGAUUACAGGAAUAAAGUCAUUGAUCUAGACAACAAGAAGGUAAAACUACAGAUUUGGGACACAGCUGGCCAAGAACGAUUUCGAUCUGUCACAUCCGCAUACUACAGAGACGCAGAUGCCUUGUUAUUAGUGUUCGACGUGUCAAAUCGAACAAGCUUCGAAAAUGUUCGGAGUUGGCUGGCCCAGAUUCGGGAAUACGGCAAAGAAAGUGUACAAAUCACAUUGGUUGGAAACAAAUGCGAUCUCGGAUCAGCGCGGACAGUCCGGUCCGACGAGGCACGGCAUCUUGCUGCUUCCUACAACAUCCCUUACAUCGAAACAAGCGCAAAAACUGGUCAUAAUGUUAGUCAAGCCUUCACAGACAUCUCACGACGACUCAUCGAGAGCUCAACAGGAGAAAAAUGCAACGAAGUGGUGGAUCUAGCAACGACAGACAACAGAUGGCAUUGUUGUUAUGGUGCAUACUGA